Phoenix dactylifera (date palm) is the source of this 1357-nucleotide messenger RNA. The record is from RefSeq and is a predicted model, not a curated record. Lineage: Eukaryota; Viridiplantae; Streptophyta; Magnoliopsida; Arecales; Arecaceae.
UAGUUAGCACUAUACAAGGCACCAAGAAGGGCGAGAAAGAAAGGCGGGCGGUAAGGAGAAAAGAACGGGUUUUUUUUUCGACGAUUUUUUUUCAGUGCAAAGCCAGGGCCGGAAAAAGAAGAGGAGGAAAUCAAAUCCAGAAAUUUUUCGGCGGAUUUUUUUUUUCCGGCGGAUUAUUUUCAGGAGCAAAGCUAGGGCGGGAAGAAGAAGAGGAGGAAAUCCAAUCCAGAAACCAGAAUGGGUUUCCUCGAAGACUUCCAAGCCAAUCGUUGCGCGAAGAGUAGCUGCUAGGGAUCAAAAUGAUUCGAGCUUUACUAUAUUAGGACUGUAACAGAUCCUUCACUGAGUGGUUUGCCACUUUGGGAAAUCAGCGCUUGAACUUGUGCUUGAAAUUGGAGGAUGAAACCUCUUCUCAAAAGGAAAUUGGAGGAUGAAACAGGGAUAAUGAGAACGAUGCCGUCCCAGCAGGAAUUUCUUGGUUUCGAGUCCUUGCCAGCCCUGCUGCAACGUAAUUAUGGAUUGAUGCGAGAUCUAGAUAAAAGUUUACAGGGAGUACAGCGGCAGAAUGAACAACGCUGUGAACAAGAAAUAGAGGAUAUUAGGCUGGGAGUUGAGUCUGGUAACAUUACUCCUGAUACAUCACUUAUCAGAUUUUCUGAUGAGGCUCUCGAUGAACAAAAGCACUGCAUCAGGAUUGCUGAUGAAAAAGUGGCCUUGGCCACACAGGUCUAUGAUAUGGUUGAUGCACACGUCCAACAACUUGAUCAAUACAUGAGAAAACUUGAAGAGGUCCGGCAAGAAAGGGAACUUGCAACUGGGGCGGGUGUUGGUGCUUCAAAUGCUGAUGCUAGCACAAGAUCUAGAAGGGUUGCUGAAAGUAGCAGAGGGGGGCGGAAGAAAUCACGAUUAGCAGUGGAGCCACCAAGCGUAGAUCUGGAAUUACCAGUGGACCCAAAUGAACCCACAUACUGUAUCUGCAACCAAGUUAGCUAUGGGGAGAUGGUUGCUUGUGACAACCCUGAUUGCAAGAUUGAGUGGUUCCAUUUUGGAUGUGUUGGUUUGAAAGAACAACCAAAAGGAAAAUGGUACUGCUCCAGUUGCGUUGGAAUGCAGAAACGUAGAAAAGGUAAAUGAAUGGUUGGUUACUUCUGUCAACAGUUAGGAGCUGAUUUUGGUGCCAGAAAUGCAAAUGAGUGGCGCCAUUUUUUCUUAAUGGUUGCUUUGGUCUCUGCAUCUAUAGACUAUAAGUGGAGAUAAGUUAACAAUUAUGUUAUUCAUAUUAUGUGUAAUAGCAAGGUGACCAUAUAAUACAGUUUUAGCAUGAAGAUUCUUUGUAAUAUGUGUGGUUUUUACUUUA